AUGAACUGUCCCGAAGGCCCCCGUGGCUUAUGUCGAGAAGAUAAAUGCAACACGAAAAUAUGUGAGGCAGAAAUAUUAAUAUUUGCUGUUGAAAAAUACCCCUGCCUGUGGAAUAUUCAUGACAACGACUAUCACAACAGAGAUGUCAAAGAUUUGGCCUGGGAGAACGUAUUUAAAGAGGUUAUAAAGGAUUGGGGCACGUGCACUAAAGUGGACAAAGAAAACAAAGGUGCUCAGGCAAAGAAAAAAUGGACACACAUUAGAGACUACUUUCGAAGAGAUUUAAAAAAAAAUAAAAGUGCUCUUUCAGGCAGUGCCGCUAAAAAGGUUAGAAAAUAUGUUUAUGCAGACCUGUUGUAUUUUCUUAUACCGGUAUUUGAUAAAAGAAAUACCGAAGGAAACUAUAAAAUCGAUGAUCUACGCGAUAAUACUUCUAAAGAAUCCGAAACGCAAGAAGAACACAGUGUGGAACAAGUAGAUGACCAAGAUAUCCCAUCCCAAAUACUCAAUAUCCUACAUCAAAAUCAACAGAAAGCUAAUCAGAAACGACAAGAAGUAGAAGACGAUGACACGAAUUUUUUAUUAAGCUUUAGAACACAUAUGAAACAUAUGAAUGAAAAUCAGAAAAUUGAUUUUAAAUUGGGAAUGCUGCAGUUGGUAAAAAAAAUUAAUACUAAAAAGAAAUAA
Messenger RNA from Pieris macdunnoughi, 687 nucleotides. Lineage: Eukaryota; Metazoa; Arthropoda; Insecta; Lepidoptera; Pieridae. The record is from the annotation of a GenBank genome assembly.